AGUCACGUGUACGGCGCGCCGUCCCAUUGGCUGAUGUGUCUGCUGCUCCCGGCAGCAGGACCGCCCCUUGCCCCAGACGUGAUGGGGUGGUGACGUUCGGGGAUGUUGUUUCUGCUGGAGUUGCGGCGGAGAGGAGGACACCGGCUGUGCAGGUCCCCUGUACCACCCUACAAGACCAGCGGGAGGAGCAUGUUCAGGGACCAGAUUUUAUAUUCUGGUCUGUGAGCUGAUUGCUGAGGCUGUGUGACCAGGAACAGUGCUCAUUCACAGAAGUCAGCUGUAACAGCUUGCUCUAUUCUCCUCCCUCCUUCCUCUACUGGUCUUGUGAUCAGACCGUGCAGGAAGCAGAACAUACAGCACAUCAACUGAAUUUUGUCACUGCAACCAUCUCCUGGAUGCCUUUAUUAGAUAUCCUGUAUGGAGGCUGCACACCCUAUCAAACUAUGCACCUGAACAAAAGUCAAUCUACUUUACAUUGUAAAGUCUUGAUACACUACUGAGUGAUGACAGGAAGUGAAAGAAGAAGAAAAUAAAUUGGGAGACCUUUCUUUAUAACAAUGGCAGGCAAGUCGUCUUUGCUAAAAGUAAUCCUUUUGGGAGAUGGUGGAGUCGGAAAGAGUUCUCUCAUGAAUCGCUACGUUACCAACAAAUUUGACACCCAGUUAUUUCACACCAUAGGAGUUGAGUUUUUGAAUAAGGAACUGGAGGUGGACAAUCAUUCAGUGACCAUGCAGAUAUGGGAUACUGCGGGCCAAGAACGUUUCAGGAGCCUGAGGACCCCUUUCUAUAGGGGAUCUGACUGUUGCCUGCUGACAUUCAGUGUUGAUGACUCUCAGAGUUUUCAAAACCUCAACAACUGGAAGAAAGAAUUUGUCUACUAUGCGGAUGUUAAAGAUCCAGAACAUUUCCCAUUUGUGGUUUUGGGAAACAAAAUAGACAUCAAUGAGCGUCAAGUCUCAACAGAAGAAGCUGAGGGUUGGUGCAGAGACAAUGGGAACCAUCCCUAUUUUGAGACAAGUGCUAAGGAUGCCACUAAUGUUUCGGCAGCAUUUGAAGAAGCUGUCAGAAGAGUUUUGGCUAUUGAAGAUCGAACAGAUCAACUGAUCCAUAAUGAUACAGUGAAUCUACAUAGAAAGCCCAAAUCCAGUUCAACCUGCUGUUGACUUUUAUUUAUGGGAAGUCCGCUUCUAACACCUUCAGUAUGAGCUGGACUUUUUCACCAUAUAGGUCUACUAUGUAUUCAUCAGUAGGCCUGGGUUGCUUCACUGGAAAAGAACAAGUGAUGAGUAGUCAUUUAAUGAAACUUCGCUAUGGAAAAGCCAUAGGCCUCACAAAGACUUUACCCUUGUGGUGCCAGGAUAUGUACCACACAGUGCGUACGGUUUCCUUGGUAAAUGUGCUUAUUAAUACAACUAACAAUAAUUUACUAUACUGAGACACAGAGGAAGACUAUAAAUUUAAAACUUCAUGUUGUAUGACUGAUUACAUGAAUGACAAAUAUGAGAAAAUAAUAGACCUAUAAUAAUUAUGUUUGUGACCAUUUUUCCUUUUAGACUGUGCCCAGUUGCAACUGAUAAAUACAGAGUUCAAUAACUGAUAACAGUGAAAGAUACCGACUUUAAAUGUGAUCACUUUGUUUUGAUCUGUAAUCGGUGUUUGUUUUUCAUCACUUAUUGCAUUUAGUAUUGUUAUAUUUGUACCUGAGACUGUUUGUUCUUUUUGUUUUUUUAUUCUAAUAUCUAAAAUCGGGUGUAGACAAUACAGAACUGAGAAGCCCUAGUCAGUACAGUCUAGCAGCAUUUGUAUGAAGUCAAUUAACAUGCACUUCAUUGAGAGCUCGAAAGGCUGUAAGAUGGCAGCUGUAGAAGUUUAUAAGCUACCGGGCUUCUGGAAUUUAUCUGGCCCUGCCAGGAAUGAGAAAUCGUGAAUAUGCAUAAUAUACCCUUGCCUACGAUGAGAAAAAAAAUAUAUUUUGGAGCUAUGAUCAGUGUCUGAUAACAUAAAAUUAAGUUUAUGAACAAGCAAUGAGCUAUAUUUAAAAACAAAUUUAUUUUUUGGGGGCAAGGGAGUAGGGGUUGACUUUGGGCCGCUGUAUCUCAGCCUUUGUAAUUUCCUGCGGAAAAUUGUGAAACCUGUAUCCUCGAACAACGCUGAUAAGAAGUUGGGUAUCUUGGAUACAUGAUACUUCAAGUGUUAUUAAAGGCAAUGUUGUAUAUAUUUUUUUUAAAUAACAUGUUAUAUUUGCCUGCUCUGUGCAAUGGUUUUGCACAGAGCAGCUCAGAUUCUUCUCUUUGAGGGUCCCCAUGCCGGCACUAGUGCCCCCAGAGCAAGCAGCUUGCCCCCAGCAGACUCGCUCCCGAGCAGCUGCUCUGCGUGUCCAUUCACACACAGAGCCUCGGCUCCACUCCUUCUCUGUCCCCAUUGGCUUACUGGCUGUGCUUGACAGUAGCUGUCUCAUACAGUGAGGGAGAGUCCCUAGCGAGCCAAGGCUCCUGUGCACAUCGGUGAGGUACAGAUAAGUAUUGGGGGGAGUUGCUGCACAUAGGUGUGUGUUUUGUUUUUUUAACCUUUGUGCAUAGAAUGCAUGAGGGUAAAAAAACUUGAGCCUUUAGAACCACUUUCAGCAAAUACCUUGUUCACAUACAACUAAUAGCCAUAAAAAUAAAAUUUUGCCCUGUUAGGAUCUAAUAAAAAAUCAUGGACUUUUUCCUUUACAUUUUCAGAGGAUGUCGUUUAAGGAUCAGCAAUCAUGGUCCGCAAGCUACUGAUCUUUAGUCUGGACCAAGAGCUGCCUUUUGAUAGCUCUGUUUUGCUGUGAUCACCCUCCUAAACGUUGGCUGCCUAGUGACGCAUACAUACAACGCAUGGGUGUUAAUGCCCACCCUUUUGCCACUGCACAUGUGUUGGGUGGUAGUAAAGGAGUAAAGCAUGGGUCCUUAGGACAGAGCCUUUUGCCAUAUUUAUGCCCCAGAGUGUAUAACGUGCUUAUACUCUCCUCUUUAAAUAAUAUUAUUUUGUCCACUAUAGUACCAGGGUAGUUUUGUUUCAAGUUAACAGUUGGUUUACAAAGUAAACCUUUAGACAAAAGCCUCAUUUUAAAAAAGGUUACAUCCAAAUAAAUUGAUUCAGUUCAGACUAGCUCUUGGCAACUGUGAGAACAUGAGUUUUUCUCUGUACUAGUUUCAUCACAAUUACACUAGCACAGUAUAGCUCAUUCUGUCUAAUGAAGAGUAAAGGUCUCAGGUGCCUGCUACUAGAAUUCUGUGCAUAAAUAGUUGCAAGAUCGAAGACGGGCAGAUGCUAAUAGGCGGAAGAAUCUCCAUAGGGAUAAUAAACUGGCACAUAACCCAACCUGUGAGUUUCUGCUUCGGACAUGUCAAUCUAGUUGGAAGGGCAUCACCCUUUUGAUCAGUUGUUGUACAAUUUAAGAAUUAAGCAUUUUUUUGACACUGCAGUAUCUUAAAGUGAACCUGUACUUUGCUAAAGAAGGACAAAAUGGGGUUACUUUAGUGUUCCUCCUAUACACUCCCUUUCUUGCUUCCUUACUGCUUUGAUUGGCCACCCAGAACAAAGAAAAAAAAUUCAGGUACGGUGAGCAUGUGUCUUCCCCCUCCACUCCUUUUUAUGUAGUGACUAGUUGAUAGGCACCAAUGGAGUCAAAGGAGCAAAGAAAAUUAUUAGUGCUGUGUAAGCUAUGACCAGAACAACUUAAUUACUUAAAGGUCGUCUUCUCCUCAUUCUUGUGGGCAAUGAAGAGGUACCUGUUAGCAACUCGGAAGGUGGAGGUGAAUCUGUUACUUUGCCGUGCAUAGGCAAAUCCCUUUAACUCUGUUUUCUGUGUUCACACUUCUGUAACUUUUUUUUUUAUUUUUAACAUUUUGCAUCAUCCAAGCAGGUGCAAAUUGGCGGAAUCUUCUUAAUCUGCACCCUGUACAAUAUGCAGCCUAUUUGUUCUAAACGGCAUUGUCAUCAGUUAUGUAAAUUUUGACUUUUUCUCAAAACUCCUCAGCUAAGCCCUCGUGUCUAACCACUACCCUAGGGAUGAUGACAUGUUUACUGCCCCAUAGAGGGCACAGUCAAAGGAAGGCCAGACAUGUCUUAGGUGUGUGAACUCUGAUUGGCAGCCUGGUUUUUCCUUUGCUUUGUAAGUGGCAAGAUGGCAGCACAACCCAGUUGGGGAAAAACUUGUUAUUUCAGGUACAUAGUUUUUGUUCAGCGAUAGCUUUAUAAAAAAAAUAAUUCAUAUUUGGCAGCAAGUUUUUUAAAACAUUGUCAAAGAAAAUUGUUGCUACUAAAUAUACAGGCAUUACUGUCCCAGUAAUGCCUGGUAAUGACAAUGGGGAGUAAGGAGAAUCUGCCAAAUAGAAACUGAGUUUCUCAGACUCCCCCCCCAAAAUAUAAAAAAAAAAUGUUGACUAUAGCUUUCACCUUAAAUACAUGAUUCCUGUUCUAUUAGCAUUUUAUAGGACAGAUAUUCGGAAUAAUGAUGACCUGGUCUAAUCAAAAUAUCCCUUGAUAAUGACUGCUCCACAGCAACCAGUCAGUUUGUGAUCUGCCGUGGAAAAUUUACAAUUGAAGAAUUAAAGUUUAAAAUCGUAAUAAUCGUGUCAGGAAAACAAAGUGUGUAAAAAAAACUAUACUUGUAUGUCACAUUCACUAAGCUAUAGUGAUUCUUCUAUGAAAUUGUGACCAUAAUUUGGGAAAAGAGAGCUAAAUGAUAAGUCCCAAGCCUAAAAAUAAUAGUUUGUGGUGGUAACAUGCAUUUAUAAUUAUGGCCUACUCAAUUGAGCCCAUUGAAGUAUUGUAUUAUGCAGAAAAAGGAGAAAUAGCCAGAUUUAUUGUGUAAAACAAAUGUAAGAUUUAAAAAUAAUAACUUGAAUGUGUAAAAAGCACUACUUGAGAAGGCGUUUUAACAAAUAAAUGUUUGGAUUUAUUUUUUUUAUGAUAGUCUGCAUUCCAUUGGUUUACAAAUUGACUUGCUAAUUUAAAGAUAUUUAGCAUUUUUUUUUAAUUUUACAGGUACUUUUUUGUUUUCAGGCUUUCCUUUCUAAUGGAAAUGAACAGUUCGCUUAGGGUCCUAAUCCUAUAAAUGUGGAAGCUGCCGAUUUGGAAAUUUGUAUUCGGUGAUGUGCUAAUUUUUAAGUUUGAGAAAAAUGUUUGCAUUAUGUAUGUUUUGUAGAUUUGUCAAAUCAAUCGUUCUAAUUGCCUUCACCACUGCUGAUUAUACAGUUCCUGAGAUGCUAACAAUAAAGCACUAGGUAUUUAACAUUUAA
Molecule: messenger RNA, 5273 nt
Organism: Rana temporaria (common frog)
Lineage: Eukaryota; Metazoa; Chordata; Amphibia; Anura; Ranidae
Gene: RAB9A
Product: RAB9A, member RAS oncogene family
Exons: 5
Coding region: 558-1163 (201 amino acids)
Biological process (GO): retrograde transport, endosome to Golgi; Rab protein signal transduction
Cellular component (GO): late endosome; phagocytic vesicle; lysosome
Molecular function (GO): GTP binding; GTPase activity
Source: RefSeq, a predicted model, not a curated record